Molecule: messenger RNA, 1087 nt
Organism: Mucor mucedo
Lineage: Eukaryota; Fungi; Mucoromycota; Mucoromycetes; Mucorales; Mucoraceae
Exons: 1
Coding region: 49-1074 (341 amino acids)
Source: RefSeq, a predicted model, not a curated record
UUUUUUUUUUUUUUUUUUUUUUUUUUGGUGUUGUUAAACUAAAAAAAAAUGGAGUGUGGUGAGACCUCAAAGACGUUAUACAAGAUUGUAGAAUACAAUGAUACCUUAUACCAAAUACCCAGUCGAACCAUUGACGAUCAACAAGUCAUUUUAUUAAACGAUGUCAGAGCACUUGUACCAGACGCUACAGCAUUCUUAUCCCAUACAACCACUCUCAUUCCAUUCCUUCUGGACCCCAUCUCCCACACAGAAUUAAUACCAUUGCGUGUUGCCAUCGACAGAGACGAUGACUCCAUUUGGCAUAUCAAGGUGCCUCCCCUUCCUCCUCUCGCAUUCUCACAGACAAACUUGCAAACAAAGAUGGAUCUACUCGUACAAAAGUUCGAUCGUAUAUUAGCAUUACAAGGGGAGGAAGAAGAAGAUAUACACCACUCAGCUAAUAUUGAACCUUCUAUUCUUAUGAACAAUCCUUCCUCCUCCUCUACUUCUUCUUCCUCUUCUAAUACUACUACUACCACAGCCACCGCAGAACCCAUCGCCACCACCACCACUACCACCACUGCUACUGUCACUCAAGAAGAAGAAGAAGAACCUCAACAACAAGACCCUCCACCUGCCUUUUCAACUCCUUCGCAUGCUCCUUCCUCUUCUUCCUCAACGCAUCGACAUGAAGCUCCACCCUCUUAUGAAACAUCCGUUCUCAGCACCAUCAAAGCCAUCAAUUCCAAGCUCUGUCUGUACGAAUCCCAUAUCUCCAACCGACACAAAUCCCCACGCUGGCUAUCCAAGCGAGACGAAUGGAUCGCUCGUGUUCCUACCAGCAUUGAAGAAGUCGCUUACCAACUAGUGCAAUUGGAAAUGGCUUUGCUUUGGACUGCCGUAUCCGAGGCUUGGAUCCAGGAAAGAGAGACGUGGUUGACGUUGGUUGCGAAUGCAAGAUCCGAGCGUCAUUUAGCGGGUGCCAUAAUCAAUCUGGAAAGACAUACGCUGGUCAUGGACGAUCAGUGGCCCCAGCAACGAGAAAGAUGGAUGAGCGCCUUACUGGAAAUGCUCGUCUUACCAUUAAGUCAUUAAAAAAAAGGGGGGG